Herpailurus yagouaroundi (jaguarundi) is the source of this 1200-nucleotide messenger RNA. RefSeq names its product olfactory receptor 4D2. Gene Ontology annotation, biological process: G protein-coupled receptor signaling pathway. The annotation marks the transcript as partial. Lineage: Eukaryota; Metazoa; Chordata; Mammalia; Carnivora; Felidae. The transcript has a single exon. Gene Ontology annotation, molecular function: olfactory receptor activity; G protein-coupled receptor activity. The record is from RefSeq and is a predicted model, not a curated record. Gene Ontology annotation, cellular component: membrane.
UGGGUAUCAGAAUUUGUCUUCCUGGGACUCUCACAGACUCGAGAGCUCCAGCUUUUCCUGUUUCUGGUGUUCCUGUUUGUCUAUACCACCACUGUCGUGGGAAACCUCCUCAUCAUGGUCACGGUGACCUCAGACACACGGCUCCACACACCCAUGUACUUUCUGCUCCGAAAUCUGGCUGUCUUAGACCUCUGUUUCUCCUCUGUCACUGCCCCAAAGAUGCUGGUGGACUUCCUCUCUGAGAAGAAAACCAUCUCCUACCAGGGCUGCAUGGCCCAGAUCUUCUUCUUCCACUUUCUGGGAGGCGCCAUGGUCUUCUUCCUCUCAGUCAUGGCCUAUGACCGCCUUGUUGCCAUCUCCCGACCCCUCCACUAUGUGACCAUCAUGAACACACAGCUCUGUGUGGGACUUGUGGUGGCUAGCUGGAUAGGAGGAUUCGUCCAUUCCAUUGCCCAACUGGCUCUGAUGCUCCCGUUGCCUUUCUGUGGCCCCAAUGUCCUGGAUAACUUCUACUGUGAUGUCCCACAAGUGCUGAGACUUGCCUGCACUGACACCACCCUCCUGGAGUUCCUCAUGAUCUCCAACAGUGGACUGCUGGAUGUCAUCUGGUUCUUUCUCCUCCUGACCUCCUACUCAGUCAUCCUGGUGAUGCUGAGGUCCCACUCUGGGCAGGCGAGGAGGAAGGCAGCUUCCACUUGCACCACCCACAUCGUCGUGGUGUCUAUGGUUUUCAUUCCAAGCAUUUACCUCUAUGCCCGGCCCUUCACCCCCUUCUCCAUGGACAAGGCUGUGUCCAUCAGCCACACGGUCAUGACCCCAAUGCUCAACCCCAUGAUCUACACCCUGAGGAACCAGGAGGUGCAGGCAGCAGUGAAGAGACUAGGGAGGCGCCGGCUGGUUUGUAAAAGGGAGUGACAAUGAGUGGGUCACUUCUCUCUGGCUUUGUUUUCCAUUUGUAAAGUGGAGGGAAAGCUACUGUGUCUGCUGGCUAUCUUCAUAGCCUGUGCAUAUGUUGUGGAGGUCAUCAUAGAAGUGAGUGAGUUUUGAAACUAAGCAACUGCCUCAGAUUUUUGGGAAAAAGGGAAAAGUCCCCUUUGGUGGCUAAGGUUUGUGCCAGGUUUCUAAAACCCCUGCUCAUUGAGAAGUGUUCUCAUGACUCUGGAAAGCUACACCCUUCUUUCCCCCUUCCUGGGGGGUCGU